GCUCGACUCGGGAGCCAAGGUCGUCCAUGAGGUCCUGCAGCGGAAUCGCCCGGGCAAGGAUGAGAACCUCUACACGGUCCUCGUCUCUUGCAUCGGUAGCGAGGAGGAUGAAGACUGCGACGAGUUUCAGGCACGUGCAGCGCAGCUGGUCGUCCGGUCCCUUCUCGCUGCCGCGAAG
Symbiodinium sp. CCMP2456 is the source of this 178-nucleotide messenger RNA. Lineage: Eukaryota; Dinophyceae; Suessiales; Symbiodiniaceae. The record is from the annotation of a GenBank genome assembly.